Molecule: messenger RNA, 9276 nt
Organism: Oncorhynchus tshawytscha (Chinook salmon)
Lineage: Eukaryota; Metazoa; Chordata; Actinopteri; Salmoniformes; Salmonidae
Product: phosphatidylinositol 3-kinase regulatory subunit gamma
Exons: 16
Coding region: 661-2916 (751 amino acids)
Biological process (GO): insulin receptor signaling pathway; phosphatidylinositol phosphate biosynthetic process
Cellular component (GO): phosphatidylinositol 3-kinase complex
Molecular function (GO): protein binding; 1-phosphatidylinositol-3-kinase regulator activity
Source: RefSeq, a predicted model, not a curated record
GACCAGGCAAGCGUCAUUAUAUCGGACCAUAUGGACGUCUGCUUUUAUAUCCUGUAUUUUAAUAAACAAGUCGCACAAAUUGGAUAACGAAUAAAAGGCACGGAUAGAAGGCAAGAGCAUCGAAAGAGAGGCAAGUUUGUUCUGCAUUUUCGCAGAGUAGGCUACCACUCGAGUUUCAGCAUGCUGCUCUGAAGUUCCUAUUCGCCAAGUCACGUUUUGUAAGGCUGGCUGGGAGAGAGAGGGCUGUCUGAGAGUAUGCUGGACUGGAUGCCUCGGCCUGUCAGCUCUGCAGUGGAUUAAUAUUAUUCCGGUACAGGAGGGAGCCAGAUUCCCGUGUUGUGUGUUCAUCGUGCUGACACUAUUAGACAGACAAGAGGGGUGGAGCUUUAGAGGUGGACCUAACCAAGGACAACUGUCUGGUUUCUUCUCAGUGUAUGGUGCAGUUUCUCACCUGAUGCUGAAGGGAUCCUUCCAAUGUUGACUCUUUGAUCUUCCCUUCAACCCAAGGGCUUCUAAAUGACUAGACUACAGAGGGGAGUGCUAAAGUAUUAGGCCUCGCUGAGGCAUUGGAUUGAAGUGUGCAAAGUAAAAACAGCAGACGUGAGUGAGUGGCACAGGAGAUCUCAGUUGGAGCCUGCCUGAGGACCUAUCUAUGAGCCUAUGACUGUGGCCAUGACAGCCUCCGACAGCAGCUUCCAGUACCGUGCGCUCUUUGAGUACAAACGGGAACGUGGUGAUGACAUCAGCCUCCAGCCGGGGGACGUCCUGACGGUCCUGAAAGCCUCCCUAAAGGACUACCAGGAAGGGGACGAGCGCAGCCCCAAGGGAUGGCUGCACGGCACCAACGAGCGGACCAAGGAGAAGGGCGACUUUCCUGGGACGUUUGUGGAGUAUGCAGGGGUGGUGAGGCAGGUGCUGCCUGUGGUCAAGCCCUGGCCCAGGCCCGUACCCCCAACCCCUGGGGGAACACAGAGCAGUGUCGGGCCCGGGCCCCAGCCUCCAGGGGCCACUGCAGCAGGAGGUGGGGGGCCAAGGGAGGCCCCAGAGGUGUGUGCUCUGCCUGAACAGGCUCCUGUGGCGCUACACAGGCUGAUAGAAGCUCUGGAGAGACAAGGCUUGGAGAGUGAGCCACUGUACCGGACGCCCCCAGCCUCCACCGGACCCCCAGAACUGAGACAGGCUCUUGACACAGACCCAGUCUCAGUGGAUGUGGACCAGUAUGAAGUGGCAGUGUUGUCUGAUACUCUGAGGGGUUUCCUCCAGGACCUGCCCUCCCCCAUCAUCCCAGCUGUGGUCUACAGUGAACUGGUCUACACUGCCCAAGAAACUCAGAGCAUAGAGGACUGUGGCGAGAAGCUGAAGAGGAUCCUGGAGUCCCCCAGCGUGCCCCAGGCCAACCACCAGCUCCUGGUGCACCUCACCAGACACCUGGUCAAGGUGGCCCAGAGUGAAGCUCAGAACCAGGCCAGCCCCAGGCUUCUAGGCCAGGUCUUCAGUGAGACCAUCUUCAAACACUCCCACUUCAGUGCGGACGUGAACCCAGAGCACCAUGUGAAGAUCAUGGAGGCCCUGAUUGCAGCCGGGGGACUGGUGGAAAUGCAGGCAGCCCCAGCUCUUCCUCCCAAGCCGGCCAAGCCCAUGACUCCAGUGAGCAGCAGCAAUGGUGUGAAGGAGGGGGCUGGGGGGUCGCUACAGGAAGCAGAAUGGUACUGGGGAGACAUAUCAAGGGAAGAGGUGAAUGAUAAGCUGAGAGACAUGCCUGAUGGGACCUUCUUGGUUCGGGAUGCCUCCACUAAAAUGCAGGGCGACUACACAUUAACACUGAGGAAAGGGGGGAACAACAAGUUGAUCAAAAUCUACCACCGGGAUGGGAAGUAUGGUUUCUCCGACCCCCUGACAUUUGGUUCUGUGGUGGAGCUGAUUAGUCACUACAGACAUGAGUCCCUGGCCCAGUACAACACCAAGCUAGACGUCAAACUCAUGUACCCCAUCUCACGCUACCAGCAGGAUCAGCUGGUGAAAGAGGACAACAUUGACGCGGUGGGGAAGAAGCUCCAGGAGUACCACAAUCAAUACCAGGAGAAGAGCAAGGAGUACGACCGGCUUUAUGAGGAAUACACCAAGACCUCACAGGAGAUUCAGAUGAAGAGGACGGCCAUCGAGGCCUUCAACGAGACCAUCAAGAUCUUCGAGGAGCAGUGUCACACGCAGGAGCGCUACAGCAAAGAGUACAUCGAGCGCUUCCGCCGGGAGGGCAACGACAAGGAGAUCGAGAGGAUCAUGAUGAACUAUGAGAAGCUUAAGUCUCGUCUAGGGGAGAUCCACGACAGUAAGAUUCGUCUGGAGCAGGACCUGAAGACCCAGGCGCUGGACAACCGAGAGACGGACAAGAAGAUGAACAGCCUCAAACCUGACCUCAUCCAGCUCCGCAAGAUCAGGGACCAGUACCUUGUCUGGCUCAAUCACAAAGGAGUUCGACAGAAACGAAUUAACGACUGGCUGGGGAUCAAGAACGAGAACACAGAUGAAGGGUACUUUGUGAGUACGGAGGAGGAUGAAAACCUGCCCCACUAUGAUGAGAAGAGCUGGUUUGUAGGAGACCUGAACAGAACCCAGUCUGAAGACCUUCUACUAGGCAAACCUGACGGAGCCUUCCUCAUCAGGGAGAGCAGCAAGAAGGGCUGCUACGCAUGCUCCGUAGUUGUGGAGGGUGAGGUUAAGCACUGUGUGAUUUACAGCACGCAGAGGGGCUACGGCUUCGCUGAGCCUUACAACCUGUACAGCUCUCUGAAAGACCUGGUCCUGCACUACCACCAGACCUCCCUUGUCCAGCACAACGACUCGCUCAAUGUGCGCCUGGCCUACCCUGUCUACGCACAGAUGCCCUCAUCCUCCGGCCCUGCCCCACGGAGAUGAGCACCCCCCCCCACCCAGCCCCAGGAUGGAUGAGGGGACAGGGGGUGGGGGGGUAACUAUUACCCAGAACCUGAGAAAAUCCCUGAGAUGGGGGGGAAAGUGGGAAACACUUGCUGCGACACACACGUCAGCCACCUUGGAGUUAUAUAUAUUUUUACUAGAACAAUUGGAGGGCAUUCUUUCUAAAGACUGCUUGAUUUGCACAAGGACGUUUUAAAUGUUUGUGAAUGUGAAAAAACUGAAGGAAAAGAGAAGAGCCGAGUUUUAGGUGACCAUGCUGCAACCUAAACUCCAGCCAGGGCUCUUUUACAGAUUUAACGACAACACGAAGACGCUCAAUUUUAAGGCUUUGUUUCCUGUCGUCCGUCUGUCGCCCCAAUUUUUUCUUUCCUUUUUCUUUUCUGGUUUUGUUCUCUUUCUUUUUUUAUUUGGACAAUUUAUUUUGUUCACCGCUUGUUUGCUAAAUGCAAGAGAUGAUGAUUAUAAUGAUGUCGAGUGUAUGUUCUCUGUCCCUUUCCGAAUCAGAAGCAAAAAUAAUGUAGCAUAACAGACAAAAGACGCUUGUUCAGUGUCCCUCCAUAUAGACUGCUGCUGAAGGGUUGGGGGGGAGGGUGAAGGUAAGGGAGAAUCGAAGGGAGGGAAGAGUCGAGAGGGGUUACAAGCGAGAGAAAAAUGUUUUGUAGUCUUAAAAGAAGGAAAAAAAGCUUGAUUUUAUACUAACCGUAGAUGGAGAGUGAGUUUGUUUUCUUGAUGGCUGGAUCAUAUUUCCUAUGACACAUUGUAAGUCAUGGUAAAGUCAUGUCGUUAUAGUCACCUACAGAGACCAAAGUUGGCAUGGCCAGAAACAAGUCCAUUGUGUUUUUAUUAGUCUGUAUGAAUGGAGAAGAUUGAAAAAGAGUGGUUGCUUUGUUUAAUACCACACACGAAACAGAGUUUGGGCCCAGUGCUCGUGCACUAUAAGCUCUGAGGGGAUGGUACGCACAGACGGAGACGGUCGGUAGGUUUGACCGUCUAGACGGCGGUCAUGGGUCGGGGUAGAAGCACUUAUCUAAGAGGAGAGCCCAGCCAAGGCGGCACCGUACGGUUUGACACCAAAUCCCAAAACUAAGGAGAAACAAAUGACCUUAGAACCUGAAACAUGUUUGUUUUAAACAAAAUAUUAUUUGUAGUAUAUGCUAAUGUCUGUUUAAAACAAACGGGGAACCUUUGAGAUAAUAGACUUUGAACUGUUUUAGUGUACACAAAGCAGGUAGGGAGGGGGGAGUUUCAAAUUGAAGACGAAUGCUUUUGAUGAUGAUAAAAACUUGAAGAAAGUGCAAUCCAACAAUGUAUUAUGAUUAUUUAGGUUAGCAGUCACCCGGAGAGCUGAACGAACCCAGCUUCCAGACAGACUCGCAGGAGAGAUAAUCAAAGUGCACAUUGAAGCUUUUGAAUAUAUAUUGCUUUUCUUUUCUUUUAUUUCCUUUUUUUUGUUUUGUUUUUGUUUGUGUUUCACUCAAACUUCUUACCCAGUGCUUGACUUUAAGACCAGUGGAAACAUUUCUGUUGAAAAUAAAAUAUUAUAACAUCGCACAAUAAAUAUUGACAAAAUGACAAACAACCACAAUGUGCAAUUUUCCAGUCUAUUCGGUCACCUCUACUCCCUGAUAUGAAACUCUCUAUUCUGAUUGGCUGUUGUUUGGCCACUGUGUUACCAUUGGCUCUCCUUGCUGCCUAUCUAACCAGCAGCCCCUGAGACAGACAAUGGACCAGUGAUGUCAAAUAUGGUGGAUAAAUUAAGAUAGUUCACUCAGGCCAUUUACCAUUGAAAAUAAAUUGACAAUUUCUGGUCUACUUAACUGGGUGUUUCCACAGACACCAAUAGACACCAGUCCUGUCUACUUAGUUCAUUUUCUUUCAUUGAACCAGAAAAAAAACAGUGAGUGGGUUAUUUCACUUCCUCAUCCAUCUCCGAGUGUCCCUGGGGUCCUGUCUCUCCCAGACAGUUGUCCCCUCCCUGCCUGUUAAUCUUAGGCCAUAUUUAAGGCCUUGUUGACAGGAGAGGGUAGCGCUGCAGCAGAGGGGUGAUUUAAUGACCCUGGAAUAGAACAAACACAGUGAUUUUUAAUCAAGCCCCCUCCAAAUUUGCACCUUACUGGACAAAUGUUUUGGCUCAAUUGGGGGUAAAGACACCACUCCAGUGAGGUUGACUACCAAAAUUGAUCUAACAGAUUCAGAGUUACACAUAAAAAAAACUGGAUUCAAAUAAGCAACUCUCUUGUCACACUUUGAAAACAAGAGAGUUGUAUAUUGUCUGGAGUCUUCACUAAACUACCAGUGGAAAUCAGUGAAGUGUAUGGGGUCACACCAGUAAGAACCAGUGCUCAGUGUGUGUGAGAAGGAAAGUUGAGGCCAUGUUAUCUAAGCCAUGUGGUGGCGGUGAAGUGGAAUCAUCAUGGUGAAUGAAUGAGUGAAUGAUACAGUCUUGGUAAAAGCCCCCCGAGUAUCUAUCUCCCUGUAUCUCCUCCACAACGACACCAUACGCUUCUGCGAAUCAUCUUUAUCUAACAUGCACUCCCACCCCUUGGAGUAGUGCACUAAGAUAAGCCAGAUGAGGCAGUGGGGGGGGUCACUAGGUCACAGUCAGUGCUGAAAGCCCUUGAUAAAGAACACAUGCAAGGGAGGAGGAGGGAGAAGGUGUGACACUCCCUCUCAAGACUAGAGGAGAGAUGGGUUCUCCCGUAUUCAGUCUCUCCCUGGUCUGUAUGUUCUGAUGUGCCUAGUAACAGCUGUUAGGGUUAUGGUGAGGUUUAGCUCUUCUGUAUAGAGUGUAGUGGGGUGUGAUAUGGUGUACUGGGGAGGGAAAGGGGUUAGAGGUCAUGUUGAAUGUAAAACUGGAUCAGGCUGUUCUGAUAGAUGGACGUUUGUUUGUGUCUCCUCGUCCCUGUUUUCUUUGGCAAGGACCCUCAUGCAGGAUGCUAGGAUACCCUUUUGCCACAACAGUUUCAUAACAAAACCCACUUUAAUCUCUGGACUGGUAAAAAAACAGGUUUAACAACACCCAGACAGUAGACCUUUUGUCAUUAAUUAUAAUGGUGUCUACCUGGUUCUAAUCGUGUCUAUCCACCUCAGUGGCCCUGCUCUGUUAGGUUUGUCCACUGAGGUAGCUCAAGAGCCUGUCUAUCUUCACUUCAGUCUCCUCUCCUUCCUUAUCCUCCACCAUGGUUUGAAGGUUGUUAUUUUGUUGACUUUUAGUUCUUUCUUUUUUUUACUAGGAGCCCUAUAGGGCCCUAACUCUAUUACUUGAACUAUUGCAUUGCUCACUGUUGAAUGUCUUUAUAUAGAAAUAUACAUAUAUUAAAUAAAAUAUCUGUUUUGUUGUUCUAUAGUAGUGAGCGGGACUGGGUUGACUUUUAAAUAUAUAUAAUUAUAACAUGUUUAUGUCACAGAAACAGAAAUACAAGUAAGAUUCUUUGCAAGGAGGGAAAGAUACUCAGAAAUAUACUAAGAUUACGUUUGUUGAUGGGGGGGGGGGGCUUGUCUGAUAUCGCAAACAUCACUCUUCAGAGAAGACAGGGUGCAUCCGAAAUGGCGCCGCAUUUCCUAUAUAGUGCUUGGGAAUCGCGUGCCAUUUCAGACGCAGACACGGUGUGACUCUGUCUCAUCUUCAGUUGUUAUUCUCCACUGUGAGACAAAGCAUUUCCUUUACUAAUCUAUGAUGCUGAAAGAACACAUACUAUUUUUGUUCGUGAUUUAGUUGUUCCUCUACUCCCCCUCCCCCCGGCAUUGAGACCAAAGAUUUCAGUUGACUUUAUUUUUAGCCUUUAGAUGUUGAUAGUUUGAAAGGGAUGUUUGUUUCCAUGUUACAUGUCAUUUCCAUUGCCUUGUUUCCAGAAGAACUCAGAAGUUAAUAUGGUACCGUAGCUAGAGGUAAUCAGAGUGAGUGAAUAUGGGUAGCCUAGUGGUUAGAGUGUUGGUUGGACAAGUAACCGGAAGGUUGCAAGUUCAAACCCCCCAGCUGACAAGGUACAAAUCUGUCGUGCUGCCCCUGAACAGGCAGUUAACCCACUGUUCCUGGGCCAUCAUUGAAAAUAAGAAUUUGUUCUUAACUGACUUGCCUAGUUAAAUAAAUGUCCCAUACAGUUAGCUAGAAUCCCCUGUUAGUGAUAAUGAUGUUGCUAAUUAGCAAUAAAAGUCAUUAUUAUGAAGUAUAAUAGUAAUGCAUUAUUGGGGAUAGGUGUUCCUUGGUGAUUUGAGGUAUUCGAUCUAUACCAAAGAACAUUUGGAUGUCCUUACCAAGCAGUGUGGUUAAGGAGGAUAUUUUGCCACACCUCUGUCUUUUGUCUAUUCAAAUUAGACUGAUAGUUUUCACCGCUCUGAAAGUGAUGAGAGAUAGAAGGCAGAUUUAUUCCUAUGUCAGGGUUUAAUUUGAAUGAUUUAGCAAGUCUCUGCACCCAUGAUGUGAGUGGCUUUAUUGGUCUACAAUAUGUGUGCCGUUGGUGUGAUUCCUCUUUUAGUUUAGUUUGUGAAAGACCUCUUACUUCACCAAAAACACUCCCUGUGUCUUGUCUCCUUGUUUUCUCACAACACAGUCAUAUAUUUGCACACGUUGAUCCAGUCGGACGUACGGUUGCUCUCUCUCUCCCUCUCAGCUUUGGAAGGAAGUGAAUAAGACAGAUACACUUUAAUUUCCCCUUGUGUCUAGUGGUUUGUCUUAAAAAGAGAAGAAGUGAUUGUCGUUCUUCUGCGGGACAGAAAGCAAGUUUCCCUUAAGUUCUUUCACUCCAGAAUGCAUGCGAUAUCCCUUUCCUUUUCUGUCAAGGGUCAGGGGUCAGGGACAGAGGAGUAAUGCGUGAGAGAGAUGUUCUGUCUGAGAUUUAGUGUUUUUAUUAAAGAACAGCACCUUUGUGUUUCUGUCAGUGGGAUAUGACUUGGGACAAGGUGUGCUGCACAUACUACCAAGACAUUUCGAAGAGGUUAGGACGAACCAAAAUAUCUUAUUCCCCAAGUUUACUUUUUGACUGUUUUAAUCGUUUUCUGUGUGAAAACAAAACUCUUACGUUGGAGUACAGGUACAGGACAAUGCAGGCUUAGGUUUCCUAUAGCACCACAAGACUGUUAUAUAGCUAUAAUGUCUGUUGUUCUUUUUCUUCUUGCCCCUCAAGCAGUUCUGCAGAGUUUCAUUUGCAGCAUGCAGCCAGUGGGGGUUUGAAUAUGUUGUGAUUCUCACCAGGAGUCGUGUGUGUUCUUAGCACUGCUAUCUGAUCACAAUACCCAGCACAGCUUCAUAGGAGUACAGCUUCUUAUUAAAAAAAGAAAAAGAUUUAGAAAGAAAAAGAGAAAACAAUUGUUUGUUAGAAAAAAAUGUGUGUAUCACACUGUCCCCUAUCCCUCUUUUGACAUACGUACAGAUCCAGCAUGCAUCUUUGGUACUCGUGACUGUUGUUUUUGUGUUUAAAAAAAUAAAAAAUUGGAAAAAAAGAGGUGUUUUAAAGAAAAACGGUUGUUUGACUGUUCAUGGUGUAUUCCGAUCUGAUUUGAAUCCAGCUAACUAAACAAGUCACUGCUUCCAGCUGAACCAAGUUACAGUCCUAUUAUUGUCCGUUUAUAGCGUCAUAAGUAUGUAAUACUGAGAAAGAUGAACGUCACAGCAAUAGAAAACGUGUGUUCAUUGCGGUCUGUUUGGCAUGUUGAAACCAACACGUUUCCCCAUAUCACAAUAUCUGUCAAUGUUUGAGACCGACAAUAUAAUAUGCUUUGAAUGUUUGACCUGUAAAGCAUUUACUGGGUUGCUUACAGUACACAACUUGAAACUCACAUAAUCAAACAGUUAUUCUUAUUUCACAGAAUGCUCGCAGAAUUUCUUUAACACCAGCAGUUUUUGUUAUGUAGGCUACUUCUUAGACAAAAUACAAGCAAUAUGACAUUGAUCUACUUUUAUUUUUCUGUCUGCUUACUUUAUUUUGACAAUUACUGCUAAGUAAGUACCUACUCACAUAGACGUUCUGGUAUAUAAUUGUGUGUUUCUGGAGCGCCAUUGUGGUGUUGUUGCAUGUGGAUUGUGAUGGUGAUGACUUUACCUUGUACAGCCGGCUAUGAGUGGUGCUCUUACUCUCCAGACCAGUCAAACAGAGACUUCUUUCUCAGUAUUACAACGACGACAUACAUACCGUGCUUUUAGCUUCUAUAGGUAUUCCCUUCAUCAGUUUAAAGUUGUUUUAAUAACGCCACGGUACACUACUUCACUUUCUCGUAUCUGUUGCAAUGGUUUGUGUAUGUUGUAAAAAUCUCCAUUUGUUAUGAACUCAACUCUUGUACGUUAUCAAUGGAACUUCACUAUAUUCAUUUCUCUCGCAGAAUAAAGAAAAUAUUUUAUUCAAA